UGGAAUUCAAAAACCUGGCCAGUUAAGCCCUCGCUCGCAAAGUUUCGAAAAAUUCGCUCGAGAUUCAUCUCUUAGCUCAAGCAUCCUACGCAUCACGUGAAAGAAAUGGAGGAGUCUUUGGAAAUUCGAAUCUUCGAGUUCGAUCAAAUCCCUUCCGCCUUAGAAUUCGCCUCUCAGAUUGAGUCCAAAAACAUUCCCGCUGUUUUUAAAGAAAGCAUUAAGGACUGGAAAGCUUUAUCCAAGUGGAAUCCUUCUGAAGGAGGCCUCGAAUAUUUGCUGGAACGGCUAGGGUCUUCUGUUGUGGAGGUUAUGCUGUCCAGAAGUGCACCUGUUUUUUACGGUGAUAUUAGAAGACAUGAGAGAGUUCCAUUGCCAUUUUCUACUUUUAUUGGUUACUGUAAGGAACAUAAGCAGAAAACGGAGGAUGGUUGCACUGGCUGUGUUGAACCAGAAAGACAUCUCCAAGUGGGGUCUGAGACAGAGGAACCUUGUUUACUUCCUGGGGAUGUUGCUCCGCAACAAAUUUAUUUAGCACAGGUACCAAUCAUGAAUAACGAGAAUGAAGAGAGAGUGCAACUGGAAACUCUGAAGGAAGAUAUUCAAAAGCCUGCUUUUUUGGAGACAAAAACAAUAGCUUCUGUCAAUCUGUGGAUGAAUAAUGCUCAAGCUAAAUCAAGUACUCACUAUGAUCCACACCAUAAUCUGCUUUGUAUAGUUACUGGCUGCAAACGAGUUGCUUUAUGGCCCCCUUCUGCUUGUUCAAUGCUCUACCCGAUGCCUAUAUAUGGGGAGGCCUCAAAUCAUAGCUCUAUUGCUCUAGAAAGUCCUGAUUUUUCAAAAUAUCCAAGAGCAGAGUGCUCUAAAGAGUACUCUCAGGAGGUUAUUCUUCAUGCGGGUGAUGCACUUUUCAUUCCUGAAGGCUGGUUCCACCAAAUAGAUAGUGAUGAUAUUACCAUUGCAGUUAACUUUUGGUGGCAGUCCAACAUAAUGUCUUGCUUGUCGGAACACAUGGAUGCAUAUUAUUUGCGUAGAAUAAUAAGAAGAUUGGCAGACAGGGAAGUGAACCAAAUACUGGGCAAGGCUUCUGCUGGUACAAAGAGACUGAAGAGGCAUCCUUGUGAGCUCCUUAAUAAUGGGGAACUAGAUCCAACCAACCAUGGUUUGGAUCAGUCACAUGAAGGACAAGAUCUGCAGGGGAAGGAACCACAACAGAGGAGUUUAUUACAUGAUUUGCGACCCUGUGCUCUCCAGGCUCUUCAUGAACUUGUUUCUUUGGUCCAUGACCAUAUUAAUGUUUCUGAUUUGGGUCAAUACAUGGUCUCCGCAUCAAUUUCUAAUUCUGACUUAAAUGUGAAAGACAAGUAUGAGAAGAAUAUGACAGCAAAAUUAUUUUGCCUGGAGGAUGAUCGAGUUGCUAAAAUUCUGUGGAACCUUGAAUCCCAUGCCUUUCAAGAAGUCUGUCUUGCUAUGGCGCAAAACUUCCCUAGAACUUUGGAGGCUCUAAUAUUGCACAUGCUUUCACCAGUGGGGGCAGAAGUCCUUACACGGAAAUUUGAUGAGAUGGAUCAACAGACCUCCGAAGCAGAUAGGAGCAAGUUCUAUGAAAACUUUUAUGGUGCAUUUGAUGACCAAUUUGCUGCAAUGGAUGCAAUCCUUAAUGGUAAAGAGGCAUUUGCAUGUCAGGCAUUCAAAAAUGUCUUGGAUAAAUACUUGGGAGUAAAUUUUUAAUUUGCCAAAGCUCAUGGACUGGAUCAGUUUUCGGUGACACAAACUUCUUUAAAGAAAUUGGUCCUGCUGAUGAUCUCGAGACAUUAAAUUGAUGCCACUGUCAUAGGAGAAUCUAUCUUUCUAUCUCAAUUGGUACUUUUACAUGUGAGUCAUCUACAAUUUUGUAAAGAGGAAUCAAUGUGGCUUUUGAUCACGCUGCAUAUCUCAGCUUUCUACAAGAUAUCAGGUCCAUAUUGUUUGACUUGAAUGUUGUUCAAUUGAAUUGUUUUUAACCCA
Messenger RNA from Mangifera indica (mango), 2004 nucleotides. RefSeq lists its product as uncharacterized. Gene Ontology annotation, molecular function: 2-oxoglutarate-dependent dioxygenase activity. Lineage: Eukaryota; Viridiplantae; Streptophyta; Magnoliopsida; Sapindales; Anacardiaceae. The record is from RefSeq and is a predicted model, not a curated record. The coding region runs from base 106 to 1728 and encodes 540 amino acids. The transcript is spliced from 15 exons.